This is a messenger RNA of Chlorella variabilis, 3627 nucleotides long. RefSeq lists its product as hypothetical. The coding region runs from base 1 to 3627 and encodes 1208 amino acids. The transcript has 15 exons. Gene Ontology annotation, biological process: protein phosphorylation. Lineage: Eukaryota; Viridiplantae; Chlorophyta; Trebouxiophyceae; Chlorellales; Chlorellaceae. Gene Ontology annotation, molecular function: ATP binding; protein kinase activity. The record is from RefSeq and is a predicted model, not a curated record.
AUGGAAGUUGGUGGAGGGGUAUCGGGCAGACCGGCGGAGGUGGAGGCGCAGCUAUUGGCUCUCCCCGACGGCCCCUGCCUCCUCGUCCUUGCCCACGUGCCUCAACAGCAGCUGCCAGCGCUGCGCCUGGUCUGCCAUCGGCUCAAACUCUUGAUCGAUGCCGCGCUGUGCCCCCGGCUCGCGGUGGACGAGGCGUCGCACCUGGGCGGGCGGCUCAGCCGGCGGCCCAUCUACAGCAGCCGCCUGGAGUUCACCACAGCGGCGGCCCGCGUGCUGCGCCAGCGUGCAGAGGGCCUGAGAGCCCUGGUGCUCGACUUUGGCGCCUACGGCUGCGUGUUUGCCUCGGCGCUGCUGGAGGCGCAGCCCCUGCCGCAGCUGAGCUGCGUGGAGCUGCACAACGCCGAGGCGCAGCAUGUGGCGGCGCUGCGCUCGCUGCCCAGGCUGCGGGAGGUCUGCCUCAGCAGGCGCAUCAACGGCCCAGUGACGGCCGGCCCCUCCGCCGAGCUGCUAGUGGAGCAGCUGCGCGGCCUGCCGCUGCGCUGCCUCAGCCUGAGCGGCUACCGCAUGCUGGCAGGCGUGCUGGGCAGCGUCGCGGAUGGGCUGCCGGGCCUGCGGCACCUGGCGCUUGGGGUGGAAAGCGUGGAGCAGCACGACGGGCGGCUGCAGCUGGCCGGGCUGGCCCGCCUGCGGCAGCUGCGCAGCUGGGAGCUGCGCCUGCUGGGCGGGCGCGCCUCGGCGGCAGAGGUGUGCGUGGCGCCGCUGCCGCCCGCGGCCAGCGCGCUGUGCCAGCUCAGCAGCGUGGCGCUCGCGCAUGUGCGGGCGGCGCCGGGGGAGCAAGCGGCCCUGUGGUCCAGCCUGGCGCUGCUGCCGGGCCUGCUGGAGCUUCGCUACGAGGAGAGCGAGCACAGCGCGCGGCAGCCGCCGCCCCAGCUGCUGGCCCUGCCCACGCUCACCAGCCUGCACAUCAGGAUGGAGGGGGCGGUGUACUAUGGAGACCCGCCCAACAGCGCCUGGUCCCAGCUGCCAGAGCUGCCCAGCGGCGCGCUGCCCCACCUCGCCCGCCUGCACCUGGACUGCGUGGGCCUGCCCAGCCUGCCGCCAUCGUGGUGCAGGCUGCCGCUGCGUGAGCUGCGCAUCAGCGGCCUGGCCUGGGAGCGCAGCUUCUACAGCCUGCACCUGCCCGACCAGCUGGCUGAGCUGGCACCCACUCUGACCCGCUUGGACCUGCCCAGCUGCGGCCUGCUGGCCCUGCCGGAGCAGGUGCCGCAGCUGACAGGCCUGUGCUACUUGGGCCUGCCCCGCAACAGCGUGGUGCGCCUGCCACGCCUGGGCCAGCUGAGCCAGCUGUCGGAGCUGGAGCUGUGCGGCAACCCGGCCACCAAUGUGGCCACGGCGCUGCAGGGCUGCCGCUCCUUGCGGCGCCUGGGCCUGGGGUCGGCCCAGCCUGCGCGGCGGUGCCUGGCAGCCGGCGAGCAUGGCGGCGCUGCGGGCGAGCAUGGCGUCGACGCGGGUGCCGCUGUGGCGGAGGAUGUGGAGGCGUGCCGCUGGCAGGAGGCGUGGUUGCACACCGUGCGGGCGGCGCUGCCCUGGGUGCAGCAGGGAGCCUGCUCCGCUGCCAAUGGCACGGAAGCGGCAGCAGCGGCGGCGGCAGCUGCGGGGGUAGUAGCAAGCUGGCAAGCGGUUGCGGUAGCCGUGCUUUCUGCGGCCCUGGCGGCCUGCUGCGCCCGCAUGCUGCUCCUGCAGCGGCGCCUGGCGCGGCUCACGCAGCAGGCGGCGUGCAGGCCUGCCAGCGGCAGCCCGCAGUGCAGCGGCUGGCUGGACGGCCAGCCCCACAGCGGCUGCGUCACCCCCGCACCCUGCAGCGACCGCCCCUCCCCAAGCGACCUGCAGGCCAGCCUGAGCAUCGACGGCCCUGCGCAGCCGCAGCCAGCCUCGACAGGCGCACCAGUCUCGCAGGCGCCCGGGGAACGCCCCACCUUCGCCUCACCCUUCAUGGCUGCAGCGGCGCGGCGGCCCUUUGCCGUCUCCCGCUCCCUCUCCCCGCCACGCUCCUCCAGUCCCGCCAGCCCCCGCCACGCCAGCAGCAGCUUCAAUGGCGGCAGGCCCCCCCGGGCGCCGCGCCAGUGCGCGCCCCCCAUGGCCGGCCACCUGCGCUCGCUGCCGCUGCCGCCGGUGAUGUCGGGGGAAGGCCUGGCCGGCGACGACGGCACGUGCGGCCGCUGGUCGCUGGCGGCGGUGGCGGCGGCCGCGGAGGCGCGCGGCAGCUUCCUGCCGCAGGCGGACACGCCCCCCAUGCUGACCCCCGCCACCAGCGCCAACGACUCGGGAACCUUUGAUCGGCAGGCGUCGGCGCUGCCCAAGCUGAUGCAGCUGAUUGCGGCCUACCAGGCCUCGUCGGGCGCCGCCUCGGCGGCCGCCUCUGCCGCUCCCACGCCCAGGGACGACGCCUGCUGCGGCUGCCCCACGCCCUCCCCCCGCUACUCCACCGCCUCGGACCACGUGCUGCUGAGCGGCGAGGGGCUGGGCCUGCCCAUGCGGCUGGUGCACUCCCUCAUCGACCCGUGCGCUGUGGAGUACCUGCACGCACCCAACGGCCGCCUGGAGCAGCUGGGCGCGGGUGCCAGCAGCCGCGUGUUCAAGGCGCUGUUCAACGGCGAGGUGGUGGCGGCCAAGGAGAUUGACGUGGGCAGCAGCCCCGAGAUGCGGGAAUCGUUCAUCACGGAGGCGCUGCUGCUGCAGCACCUGCGGCACCCCAACAUCGUCGGCUUCUUCGGCCUGUCCCUGACCCAGGACAGGGGGGUUGUACUGCUGGAGUACUGCGAGGGCCGCGACCUGCACAGCGCGCUGCAGCUGACGGCGGCAGGCAGCACCGACCGCCUGUUUUCAUGGUACCGGCGCGGGCGGCGCAUCGCCUACGAGACCGCCAAGGCCAUCAACUACCUGCACAGCAAGGGCGUGACUCACAUGGAUGUGAAGAGCGGGAACGUGCUGCUGACCGCGUCCGGCGAGGCCCGCCUGUCUGACGUGGGACUGUCGCGCCACAAGGACCUCAUGAGCUCCGCAUCCGCUGACGCCCGCUGCAUCGGCACCUUUGCCUGGAUGGCGCCUGAGCUGCUGCUGGAUACCAACGGUACCGACGACGCCUGCACCCUCGCCUGCGACAUCUACUCCUAUGGAGUGCUGCUGUGGGAGAUUCUGACGGGCGAGACGCCGCUGCGGGGCAGGCUGAGGACGCCCAGGGUCCCGGAGGAGUGCCCGCAGGCUGUCUGCGACCUGACCAUGCGCUGCCUGUCCCAGAACCCCGCGGACCGCCCCACAGCGGGGCACCUGCUGCAGGAGCUGGGCAUGCUGCUGCUCAAUUGCGCCUUUGCCGCGGACCGCACCACCACCAACCUGCUGGGCGCCGCGGGGAGGAGCAGCAGUGGCAGCUGCGCCGCUGCCAAGGAGCCCAAGCGCAAGAGCAGCGACGGGAUCCCGCUGCGCACGCUACGUCUGGAGACGCCUGGCGCCGGCAUGCGGCGCAGCAUCAGCUUCAACUACCCAUUGCUAGCGGCGGCAGCCACUGGGUUUGGUGAGGCCUCCAGCGCCGCCGACAGGCUGGCUGCCGUACAGCCAGCCCCUGCAUAG